UUUUUAUUUCAUGUUUUGUCACUUUAUGUAUUCAUGAGUUUUUUUCUGCUUUUCAGAUUAGGAGGAAAAUAAUGUGUUUGAUGGCGGAACGUCGUGAAAUUGGUGCUAAUAUGAUGAUUCCAUUAACCCCUGAGUGUGAAGAAAAGCUUGUGGCUCUUCAAGAUGAAGGUUUGGCUUGGGAAGUAUUGGUUGAUAGUCCUACCGUGUUUGAAGUUAUUAGUGAAAGGUCUCACAUGGUGGACCUCGAACACGAGACUUGUACCUGUCAAAGGUGGCGUGUAUAUGGUUUUCCUUAUGCUCAUGCUCUUGCAUCCAUACGCAAGAUUAAACGUGAGGCUAUUGAUUUCAUUUCACCGUAUUUUACAAGCGACUAUUUUAGGAAGACUUAUAUGCAUGCCAUCCAGCCGAUUCCCAACUACAACAGGCAUGUUGAAUAUCAUCCAGACGACACCAUCAACCCGCCUACCGUGAAGAAGCAACCAGGUAGACCACCAGGGAAAAGGAUUAUAAGUAAAGGUGAGAAGAAGGUGAAGAGGAAAGUUCGUUGCAGCAAUUGCAAGGAAACAUGUCACAACAAGGCAGGUUGCGGGAAUCCUCAGAAGUUCACACCCCACUAG
This is a messenger RNA of Papaver somniferum (opium poppy), 617 nucleotides long. RefSeq lists its product as uncharacterized. Bases 72 to 617 code for a protein of 181 amino acids. Gene Ontology annotation, molecular function: zinc ion binding. Lineage: Eukaryota; Viridiplantae; Streptophyta; Magnoliopsida; Ranunculales; Papaveraceae. The transcript has 2 exons. The record is from RefSeq and is a predicted model, not a curated record.